Seminavis robusta is the source of this 1158-nucleotide messenger RNA. The record is from the annotation of a GenBank genome assembly. Lineage: Eukaryota; Bacillariophyta; Bacillariophyceae; Naviculales; Naviculaceae.
AUGGGCCAGGGCUUGAGUGGCCUUCUGGCAAAAGCCGAGGUCAAAGUCCUGGAAUGCCUAGAAAAAAUUGACCUGAACGUCCUGGGUAAGCUCGAAAGAUUCGUCGGUGUGGAAAGCGGAGCCGUCAAUGCAGUCGGUAUGCAAAGCGAAGCCGUGAAGAUGCAUGCGACUGCGAAUGCCUCUGUUAAAGUGCUGGAGAAAUGCAAGAGGAUGGGCAUUAUCGAGAACGGCGCUAUCAAAGGCAUUGACAGAGGCGCCUUCGAUAUUGAUAUGUUCAACACUCUCGAAAAAAUUGUUGGGCUUGAUGCUAGCGCUCUUGAACGUAUUGUGGGAAUGGAUUUGAGAAGCCUGCAGAAACUUAUGGAUUGCAGGAAUAAUCAAGUGUAUGGUGCUCGUCUUCUCGAGAGGGUGACGCAGUUUCUACCAAGUCUGAAGAAAGUUUUUACCAGCACGUCAGUCACAGUUAGCUUCGGGAGUGGUGGAAUCUUCGUGCUUCAUUCCUUUGUCCAAAACAUGGAAAGUGAGGACAAGGCCAACAUCUUCGGCCAUGCUGUCUAUGGGUCCUUGCUCUUGCUUGUUGCCUUCUCGAUAGUUGUGGCAAUCGCUUGCACAAUAAUCUUCGUACCCAACAAAUCCCUCCCAGCCGCGCCAGCCAAAUCCGUCCCAGUCACGAAAACCUCGCCAGAAAAUGCAACCUCUCUCCCGGUGGGACAACCACUCAACAUCCCAAAUGCGAGUACCUGUCCGGCUGCUGGUAGAACCCACAUUGUCCAGCAAGGCGAGACCUUGUACUCGAUUGCUGAGCAAUACUAUGGUGCCGGGAACCUGUACACAUUGAUUCAGGAAGCCAACGGGCUAUCGCCAGAAAAUGAAGCCAACGGGCUAUCGCCAGAAAAUGUAACCUCUCUCCCGGUGGGACAACCACUUAACAUCCCGAAUGCAAGUAGUGCCUGUCCGGCUACUGGUAGAACCCACAUUGUCCAGCAAGGCGAGACCUUGUACUCGAUUGCUGAGCAAUACUAUGGUGCCGGGAACCUGUACACAUUGAUUCAGGAAGCCAACGGGCUAUCACCAGAAAAUGUAACCUCUCUCCGUGUGGGACAAUCACUCGUCAUCCGGAGUUACAGUCGUUCUGAGGCGAGAUUCAACUCAAACUAA